GACUGCAGCUUUACUGCUCGGUGCUAUCGGCGGUCUCGGCUCACUAAAACGGUCCCCGGCCGUAAAAUAAGGCACCGAUCGAGGAGCGCGUCGAGGCUGUCACUGAGCUCCGAGGAGGAGGAUCUCCGCAGCCGCUGCUCGUAGGAAAUCAGGAGUAACCGUGAGACGAGGAGGAGGGAGAGCGCAGGAUUCAUGGAGGCUGUGCAGCUCCACAGAGCAAAACGCCUGGAUUAACUGACUCUGGACUGGGGGGCAUAACUGCACAGUUUUAAGACAGACGUGACCGUGUUUCUGAACCAUCGCUGAGGUCAACUCCUGCCCGUACGGCGUGUUUUUGUGUUUUUAGCUUGGGCGGUAAAGUUCUCGGUGAUCCUCAUCAUGGCGGACCAAGAGGAGACUUUCGGCCUCGAGAACUCUCCCGGUGGCUCGGAUUCAAGAGAAGCACAGAGCGAUAGUAAAUCAGAGAAGCAGAACGGGACCUCGAGCAAAUCCCCAUCGUCCCAGACGACUUACAUCCAGCAGGGAAUGGAAGGCAUUAAAGUCUACCUGCACGAGAGGGAACUGUGGAUGAAGUUUGACGAGGUGGGCACGGAGAUGAUCAUCACCAAAGCCGGAAGGCGAAUGUUCCCCAGCUUCAAAGUGAAGGUCACGGGACUAAACCCCAAAACUAAAUAUAUCCUCCUGAUGGAUGUUGUUCCUGCAGAUGAUCAUCGAUACAAAUUCGCUGAUAAUAAAUGGUCCGUGACCGGGAAGGCAGAGCCCGCCAUGCCCGGGAGGCUCUACGUGCACCCGGACUCUCCAGCCACGGGCGCGCACUGGAUGAGGCAGCUCGUCUCCUUCCAGAAGCUGAAACUGACCAACAACCACCUGGACCCGUUCGGACACAUCAUCUUGAAUUCGAUGCACAAGUACCAGCCCCGGAUCCACAUCGUGAAGGCGGAUGAAAACAACGGCUUUGGCUCCAAAAACACGGCCUUCUGCACGCACGUCUUCCCGGAGACUGCCUUCAUCGCGGUCACGUCCUAUCAGAACCACAAGAUAACUCAGCUGAAGAUUGAGAACAACCCGUUUGCAAAAGGAUUUCGUGGAAGUGACGACAUGGAGCUGCACAGGAUGUCCAGGAUGCAAAGCACCAAGGAGUAUCCAGUCGUGCCUCGCAGCACAGUGCGACAGAGGGUUGGCUCCAGCCAGAGUCCGUUCAGAGGGGAGGUCCAGGGCAUGGGCACCCCGAGCACCCUGAGCUCCCAGUACUCCCAGUGUGAGAACGGGGUCACCAGCACUUCGCAGGACUUGCUGCCCCAGUCGGGCUCCUACCCCCUGCCGCACGAGCACGGCCAGGAGUUCCACUGCAUCAAGAGGAAAGUGGAGGAUGACUGUCACUCCAGUGAGCACAGCUAUAAGAAAGCCUACCCGGAGAGCUCGUCCAGUGAGGAGGACCAUUACUACCGUCCUGUCGGCUACGCCCAGAGCCUGGGCCUGGCCGGGGGGCCCUACCGUAACGAAUCCAGCCAGCGGCAGGCCUGCAUGUACGCCAGCGCAUCGCAGGGGGCCGAGCCCGUUCCAAGUUUGGAGGAUAUCAGCUGCAACACCUGGGCAAGUGUGUCGCCCUAUGGGAGUUGCUCCGUCACCACCAUGCAGCCGAUGGAGAGGCUGCCCUACCAGCACUUCUCCGCUCACUUCACCUCAGGGUCUCUGGUGUCCAGACUUGGCGGAGUCGGGGGCCACGCCUCGCCGCAGCUGGGCGACGGCCACCACCCGGCCAUGUACCCGAGCUCCAUGACCCACCCGACCCUGGGCCGCCAGUGCAGCCCCGGUGCUGGGAUCCAGUCGCCAACGACUGGCCUACAGGGAAACGAGUACCUCUACACACACGGCAUCCCACGUACAUUAUCCCCACACCAGUACCACACUGUACAUAGUGUCAGCAUCAUGCCAGAGUGGAACGAGAACAGCUAAAAGAGCUUAUCUGCCCUCUACAGGUGAAAGGGAAAAAAGGACCAAAAUCCAGAAGGUUUUAGAUGAAUCUAUAUUUAUACUCUCUAGAGAUGCUGUCCAUCUUAUUCAGAUCAGUGUUAGUUCGCUGACGGCCGUGGAUAUGUGUGAGAUGAGGCGUUGACUAUAGAAGAGCAAGCAUCUUCUUACUUAACUUUCUUGUGACAGCAUCUGCACUUAAGAAAAUGACAGAAACAUGAAGAAAGAGGAGUCGGACCAGAAGGAACACAAGAGACUUCUCGAGUGCAGACAAUGCAGACACUGAUCAGAAGAGGGAAACGCUUCAGAUGCUUCUCCAGGCGUCGGGUAGAUUGUGUCUUCAUGCAUUGGAGUUUUACUUCAGAGACAAGGGAAUAUGUUUUUAUCAUUUCUUUUUGUACAAAACUCUUAUUUUGUACCCAUGUCCCGAAUUCAUGUAAAAAAAAAGAACAUUGUCUUUUGUCACAUUAGCUUGAGUUCUCCAUUUAUUUUAAGUGUUUGUAGUUUACAACUUACGUUGUAGUAACAUUGCCAUGAGUUGUUUUUUUGGUUUUGUUUUAUAUGAAUAAGCGAAUGGGAGCUUUUGUUGUGGCUCUUCGGUGAAUUUGCGUGCUCUUAAAUCUGUAAGAGCGGUUAUUUGGUUCCCUGCUGCAGGGUUCAUGUACAUGCACGUCAACUAAAUUCAUCUUAAUUCUGCAAAACAAAAAACAUAGACAUAUAAAAUGCAACCGCUUAGACAACAUCAAUAACAUGACACUAGAGGAGAAAAAAACCUGAUCUAUAAACUAGACCUUAUUUCCCAUAUAUUGCCAUCAUGAUCCAAGAUUUAUGGUCAUUAACUAAUAUAACAGUUUGCAGGGUGCAUUGCAUUCAGAUUUAGUCCAGUCAAGAGCCAGAGUGAUUUCUGUUUUUCAAUAUAACUGCAGUUUAUUAAUGUUACUAACAUUUAUUACUUGAAAUACAAAAGCUUAAAAGUGUCCCAUUGUAGGUACUUCCACAUCGUACACUGACUAUGGACUUGUGUAGUAUGUGAAUUUUCAUGGCCAUUAGCUUCAUAGCUGUUUAGAAUUUGCCUUAUCAUUCAUGGUACCAAAUCAUCAUAGACUGCUAAAUUAACCCACUAAAUAAACUGAUGGCUUCAAUCCAACCACAACAUCAGUAAAGUGGUAUGAAGUGGAAAAAGAGUUUAGACAUUUAUAACUUGAAAUUGUUCAUCCCGCCAAAAAGUGGGAUGGGCUUCACCCUCAAAGUAUAAGUGGUCAAGGUGAUUGACAGAUGUAUUUGUUGACCGUUACAACCAUCGUCCACCAUUUUAACUACUUUGAAAAUAGUUUAAUCUUCCAUCAUUUCAUUCUCAACGUCUCUGCAGUUAUGUGUAGCCUACACCCUCCAGGUCCCAAUGGAGAAACAUCACAUUGCCAUAAGUCACAGUGUGAACCAAACUCGAUUUACCAAAAGCUUUAUUAUCAAUAAUCAAUGCCCCUAAUCAAUAUUACUUGAGAAUUAAUUGGUUUAGUCCUUGACCUGUUCUGGUUUUCUAAUCUGCAAAAAAAGCUUUGUUGAAAAACAUUUAAUUGGGAAUACAGUUUUUUGUAUAAAAAUGAAAAUAUUACAAAAUCAACUUUCUACCAAUUGUUAUUUUGUGAUCACAAGGGAAAUGUGGUUUUAACUCUAAAAUGUUGCAUUGAGGGAAAAAGUGCUUGUUGUUUAUUGGGAUUUCUCCUUUAACACACUCCACACACCUGACAGUAACUACACAGAAGCAUUGGUUGUCCCUCGUAGGGAAAUGUCUGUUAAUUGCUCUGCUUCAUCCACAUCUUAUUUUGAUAUGUAGACAUAAAAAUAGCAUCACUGUUCAUCUAAAAAAACAAUAAUAUUUUUGCCAUGUUUCAGCCCUGCAAUUUUGUGAAGGAGAUUUUUUUUUUAUCUAACUUUGCGUAAGCUCUGAUUGUGUGCUUCAUGCGGUCUCAUGUUGUACCCAGUGGAUGUGUGUGCUCUCACAUUUUAAGCAUUAACCCUCAAAGUGGCACUUCUCUGACAAUCAAACCCAAUCGACAUGUAAAGUAGCAGUUGGACACCACGUAGAAUGGAAAAUCGGAAAACUCAAACUAAAUUUUUACUCUACACGCUAAAGCAGAGGUCGGUUUCACCGUACAAAUGAGUGUAUGUUAGAGGUACGUUUUUACAUGGGGACAAAAACGUUUUUUAAAGUUUGUAGUCAAUAGAAUGUUAUUUGUCAAUAGUAUUUAUUUUCCCAACCAUGUACAUCAGCCUGCUUCGGCAUGUAUCAAAGAUAGAAGGUCCAAUUUCUUUCUUUCUUUCUUUCUUUCUUUCUUUCUUUCUUUCUUUCUUUCUUUCUUUCUUUCUUUCUUUCUUUCUUUCUUUCUUUCUUUCUUUUAUAGCUUGUUUUUUUAUGAUUGUUUAUAGGAUUUUCUAAUCAUACUUAUAUAGAAAACGGGAUAUUGUUAGACGGCCGUCCACAGGUAUCAAAAGAAGAUUAAACCACAUGAAUAAACUUUGUAAAUAAAACAUGUACAUAACAGAAUA
This is a messenger RNA of Platichthys flesus (European flounder), 4518 nucleotides long. RefSeq names its product T-box transcription factor 5a (gene tbx5a). Gene Ontology annotation, biological process: pattern specification process; regulation of transcription by RNA polymerase II; cell fate specification. The transcript has 9 exons. The record is from RefSeq and is a predicted model, not a curated record. Gene Ontology annotation, cellular component: nucleus. Bases 379 to 1956 code for a protein of 525 amino acids. Lineage: Eukaryota; Metazoa; Chordata; Actinopteri; Pleuronectiformes; Pleuronectidae. Gene Ontology annotation, molecular function: DNA-binding transcription factor activity, RNA polymerase II-specific; RNA polymerase II cis-regulatory region sequence-specific DNA binding.